This is a messenger RNA of Xenopus laevis (African clawed frog), 1997 nucleotides long. It is a transcript of the gene mettl18.S, whose product is annotated as methyltransferase like 18 S homeolog. The record is from RefSeq and is a predicted model, not a curated record. Gene Ontology annotation, molecular function: protein-L-histidine N-tele-methyltransferase activity. Gene Ontology annotation, cellular component: cytoplasm; nucleus. The transcript is spliced from 3 exons. NCBI's taxonomy places the organism in Eukaryota, Metazoa, Chordata, Amphibia, Anura, Pipidae. Bases 792 to 1901 code for a protein of 369 amino acids.
AGGAUCAAGCUGCAGCAGCACAUUCACUUCUCACGUGUCUCAGUGAUCACAUAGAAAUGAAUGUGCAGCAGCAGGGAAGUAAGUCACAGUCAAGGAGUCCAGUCCACCUUUAGUUUCUGGGGGGAGUGACAGAAGUUUAGUGUGUGAUACACUUGCCCAUAUGCUGUAGUAUUUGUGUCCAGGGUAAAUGGCAGCUAUAACUUUUAGAAAUUAAAAAAAAAAAAAACUAUAUUUGUGGCCUUUGUGUACUACUCGUUAGCGCAUGGUAAUUCGGGCAUAAUAAUCAUUCAGCUUCAAAAACAGCAUUACACACAUUUUAAAGGACGCUUUAUAUACUUUAGGGAAAUGUAGUUCUCUCAGCGCUUUCUGCUCUAGAUCUAAUAGAGCUUUACUUGGCAACAAAACUACAUUUCCCAAUAACCCUUGCUUCAAAGGGACGCUGCCAAUCCCAGGACAUGACCCCGCCUACUCCUUGCUGGUUGGUUUGCAAAGGACUGGAGUCUUUACGCGACGACAGGAAGUAGUGUGAACAGGCACAUGGUUCAGGGGAAUGAUUGAGCUAAGACUAUUUUAGAUUUCCAUUCCAUUUCCAAAAAAUAAAUCUUUUGGUUGUUGGUGAUGCUAUAGGGCUCAGAGGCAGAUCCUUUAACCGCUUCCUAUUAAUACAACACAACAUUUAAGACAUCUGCAAUUGACUUUGGGGAAAGACGGGACAAAACCAUCAAUUUACAUUUUGAAAAAUCUAUUUCAUAUAUUCGUGUAUUCUGAAUUUCCGUUUUUUCACAUUGAACAUGUCAUUUCAAUUUAAUUUCACCGUAGAUGAGGCAGAAGGCAGCCUCACUGAAUGUGAAUUAAGUACACAAACUCACCUUGGUUCAUCAGAGCGUGUAAGAACAGUAGAAAAUCCAGAGAAUAAUAAAUUGCCAUUAGGCGACAGUGAGGCAAAUCCAGAGACAACAGAUGAAGUUAAGGAAUCAGGACUAAUGACAUCAGCUGGUGAAACCAAUACAUUUAGCUGUAGCAACACAAGUGGUGACGGCUUUGCUGAAGAAAAAGCUGCAGGCAGUGCGGUUGCCACUGAACACAAAAUUCCAGAAGAUGUCAGUAGUGUACUAGAAAAUAAAAUUGUUGAAAGUGUUUCAGGGCUGCAGUUUGUUAGUGUAUCUGUGGUAGAAAUGACAUUAGCAGACGAAGAAUCUAGCGGAGAAAACAUAAUUAGUAAAACUGUUGCGUCUAACUCUGAUCUCAUCUCUGGUGUUUAUGAAGGUGGAAUGAAGAUUUGGGAAUGUACCUUUGAUCUAAUACGAUACCUCGAAGAUGAGGAUGUGGAUUUUAAAGGGAAGAGAGUUUUAGAUCUUGGCUGUGGAGCUGGUUUGUUGGGAAUAUCAGCUCUUAAACGAAAAGCCAAAGAAGUUCAUUUCCAAGACUACAACAGUACUGUGAUAGAAGAAAUAACCGUGCCCAAUGCACUUGUGAACUGUGACAGAGAUGAUGCCAAUGAAUGCAUUACGGAAGAACCUGAUCGAAAAAGGCAUAAAAAGUCAGAAAUCAAACCUGGGCUCCUAUCCAAAUGCCGGUUCUUCUCAGGGGAAUGGUCACAGUUUAGUAAGUUAAUGCAAAAUAAAAUGUCUCCUGUAAAAUAUGACACUAUACUUACAUCGGAGACCAUAUAUAAUCCUGCCUAUUAUGACGCAUUACAUGAUAUAUUUCAACAUUUAUUGGCAAAAAAUGGGAUUGUAUAUCUAGCUUCCAAGUCCCAUUAUUUUGGUGUCGGAGGGGGUGUGCACCUGUUUGAGACAUAUAUCACAGAGAAGAACGUGUUCUGUGCUAAAACUCUAAAGGUCUAUGAGGAGGGACUCCAGAGAAUGCUUAUUAGUCUGUCAUUCAAGAGCACAUCUUAACAAAAUGCAUUUCAACUUUGAAAAAACCAAAUCUCAUAUCUUGCUGUCAGUCUGCUUUUUACUUCUCAUGUAUAAUAUUAAACAUCUGUGGCAGAA